Molecule: messenger RNA, 1165 nt
Organism: Octodon degus (degu)
Lineage: Eukaryota; Metazoa; Chordata; Mammalia; Rodentia; Octodontidae
Gene: Rsph9
Product: radial spoke head 9 homolog
Exons: 5
Coding region: 13-846 (277 amino acids)
Biological process (GO): motile cilium assembly; axoneme assembly; cilium movement involved in cell motility
Cellular component (GO): axoneme
Source: RefSeq, a predicted model, not a curated record
AGAGCCGGAGCCAUGGACUCUGAGAGCUUGCUGCUGUCGCUGGAGCUGGCAGCUGGCACCGGGCAGGGCCUCAGCCCCGACCGGCGCACCGCGCUGCUCACCUCGCUGCUGCUCGUGAAGCGCGACUACCGCUACGAGCGCGUUCUCUUCUGGGGCCGCAUCCUCGGGAUCGUGGCCGACUACUACAUCGCUCAGGGCCUGGGCGAGGAUCAGCUGGCGCCCCGCAAGACGCUCUACAGCUUGAACUGCAUGGAGUGGAGCCUCCUGCCCCCUGCCACCGAGGAAAUGGCUGCGCAGAUGGCUGUGGUGAAGGGCCGCUUCAUGGGGGACCCCUCGCAUGAGUAUGAGCACACCGAGUUCCAGAGGACGACAGCUGAGGGCGAGAAGACCUUUGAGGAUGAUGUGGUGGUCCAGGUCAAGGAAGAGACCCGCCUGGUAUCUGUCAUUGACCAGAUUGACAAGGCCGUGGCCAUCAUCCCCCGAGGCGCGCUCUUCAAGACCCCUUUUGGACCUGUCCAUGUCAACCGGACUUUUGAGGGACUGCCCUUGUCAGAGGCCAGGAAACUCAGUUCCUACUUCCACUUCCGGGAGCCUGUGGACCUGAAGAACAGGACCUUGCUGGAGAAGGCAGACUUGGACCCCUCCCUGGAUUUCCUGGACUCCUUGGAGAAUGACAUUCCCAAAGGGUCCUGGAGCAUCCAAAUGGAGCGGGGCAAUUCGCUGGUGGUGCUGCGCAGCCUGCUGUGGCCGGGCCUAACCUUCUUCCACACCCCACGCACCAGGAACCAUGGCUACAUCUAUGUGGGCACCGGUGAAAAGAACAUGGACUUGCCUUUUAUGCUGUAGGAUGGGCCACUCAGCGUUCUCCAUGUAGCCUAAACAGUAUUUUCCUAAGUUUCUGUGAACUUGGCCUAUUUAUUCUGUCCUGCCUUACCUUGUUCCACCUCCCUCCACUGUCCAGGCUGCCAGUGAGGUCCUCUGGGCCAGGAAACCUGUUUCCAAAGUAGUGGCCAAGAAAUGCCACAUUAGAGGAGACACCGCUAUGGGAGACAGCGGUGGAAGGUGACAGCCAAGGACUCGUGAGGACAGCUGCUCCUUAGGCUCAGGUGAGACUGACAUGGGUGCCAGCAGGCUCUGCACCUCCCUGCUGCAGCCUCAUCCCUGG